AUGUCCACAGGAAAGAACGAAGUGAUACUGCGGCAACAAGCCAUCGUAGACCGCGAUGCACGCAGCCUGACCACUUACGCAUGGACACAGAGCAGCGCCGAAGGUAUCGAAGUGCGCGAAACCUGUCUGUACCGGGCCAUACGCCCCGAGGCUGCUGCGGAUAUAUCGCUGCACCGUUCUAAUAGCAGUGCAACCAAACAGUUGGGAGGCUCGGCUACGGAAACCGGGACCCCGUAUCACUCACACACAUCUACACAGGGCGAUGUGCCUGAGAAAACGCUCGUCACACGCUCGCUGGAUGUGCUGGUGACUAUGCUACCGGGUAUUGAUGCGGUCGUGGAGUGGCAUGUGGUGAAGAUGCACCGCACCUUUGUGGAGGGUAGUUUGUACUGGCUCAAAAUGCACAUGGACGAGUUGAGGGAAGCUAAUGAAUUCGAGAGUUGGUCACCCGGAAGCCCGCACUGUCUGGGUGAUGGACAGGACACCGUGAACCCUCUGCGGAAGCUGGGUACAUGGCCGGAGUGUGAUGAUACACUCUCUGAUACGACACGUCUCAGUACUAAGAUUAUAACCAGCCUCACACACGCAGCUCACCCACCCACCACCAACAAGCCAAUCACAAGUCUCUGCGGUGCAUUGGAGAUACCUCCGCCACUCAAUCUGCGACACCUCACCCCAAAGUCGUCCAGCAGCGGAGCAGAUGCACUCGUCAGCAGUGACGAUCAACUCGAAUUCUCGCCCUGGGACACAAGCCGGGGCAAGGCGCUCAAAAGCGGUACUUUAUUGAAGUACACCAACUUCUUCAGUGGGUGGCAGAAGCGGUGGUUCUGUUUAGAGCGGGACAGGUCUGGGGUAGCCGGUGGCGGCAGUGGGAGUUUGGUUAUGCACUUGCUUUACUACGAAUCUGAGACAGACCAGGCACAGCCCCGGGGGAAGAUGGCUGUAAAUGGCAUGGAGAUCGACGUCGUUAAAGGUAUGGU
Molecule: messenger RNA, 980 nt
Organism: Sphaeroforma arctica JP610
Lineage: Eukaryota; Ichthyosporea; Ichthyophonida
Exons: 4
Source: RefSeq, a predicted model, not a curated record